AUGGAGAAGCACAUUUUCUUAUUGAUUCUUCUCUUUCUAAUCCAAUUUUCUACAUCACUUGCUUCCUCUAAUGAGACUGACCAACAAACUCUAUUAGCUUUCCAAAAUCUUAUUACAAGUCCCACUCAUUUUUUGGCCAAUAAUUGGACUAAAAAUACUUCUUUUUGCUCUUGGUUUGGUGUCACUUGUACUCCAAAAAGGCAAAGGGUUGUGGCCUUGGCUCUUCCUAAUUUGCAACUUCAAGGCACAAUUUCCCCGUUUUUGGCCAAUUUGUCCUUCCUCAGUGUUCUCAAUCUCCGGAACAACAGCUUCCGCGGUGGCAUCCCUUAUGAACUUGGCCACUUGCCUCGCUUGCGAGUUAUUGAUAUUCAAAACAAUCAGCUCAACGGAUGUAUACCAACAAGUCUAUUUCAAAACCGGAGAGUUCAAGUAAUUUCAUUGGCUUUCAAUGAACUCAGCGAUGAAAUGUGGAGAGGGCCAUGGUAUGUACCCAAACUCAAAGUCUUAAAUCUCAGGAACAAUAGUCUCACGGGUAUAAUCCCUCCUUAUGUUGGAAAUGCGACAAAAUUGAUGAACUUCGAUUUGUCUGGUAAUAGAGUCAGCGGCAACAUUCCAGAAGAGAUCGGUAAUCUGAGCCAACUUACAGAGUUGUAUUUGUACGACAAUCAAUUAAUAGGUUUCAUUCCCACAACAUUGUUUAAUAUUUCGUCACUUCUUGUCUUAUCUCUUAGAAUCAAUAGGCUUUCCGGUCCUCUCUUGCUUGGUGAAGGGAACAUUGUCUCAAAUAUGAACGUUUUAAGUAUAUCUCUCAAUCAAAUUUCUGGUUGCAUUCCUUCCAACAUAUGCCAACUCACAGAGCUCAAAGUUUUGUCCAUAUCUUUCAACAAUAUAACUGGAGACAUACCCAGAAAUAUUGAUUGUUUAUCCAAACUCGAGAUGCUUUUUAUUGGUGAUAAUCCAAUAAAAGGGACUAUUCCCUCUUCAUUGGGAAAUAUUUCCACUCUGCAUAAUCUUUACUGUCGAAACAAUCGCAUAGUGGGGGAAAUUCCUCCGGAAUUAGGGAAGCUAUCAAAUUUGAGGGAAUUAAUCUUUUCCCAUAAUUAUAAUCUUAUGGGUGAAAUUCCAAAGGCUAUUUUCAACAUAUCUUCUUUGGAAGUGAUUUCUUUCCAUCAAAACAACCUCUCGGGGAGAAUUCCAACCACUACAGGUCUUUAUCUUCCAAACCUUAAAAUACUUUCCAUGGGAGUCAAUCAGCUGGAAGGGGAAAUUCCAUUGUUCAUAACGAAUGCUUCCAAGCUUGAGAGACUGGAGCUAAAUAAUAACUUUCUGACAGGAACUAUUCCUACUAAUUUGGGAAAUCUUCGUGAACUGCAAAUACUGCUCCUACAUACUAAUCAACUUACCAAUGAACCAAGAGUGCAUGAGUUGCGAUUCUUCAUUUCUUUGGCGGACUGUAAGAUGAUGCGAUAUCUGCAAGUGGGUUCCAAUUCGUUGAAUGGCAUUCUGCCCAAUUCUAUUGGGAAUCUUUCAUCUACUAUUGAAAGCUUUUAUAUAGGAGAUGCACACAUCAACGGCCUCAUCCCCACAAGUAUAGGCAACAUGAGUGGUCUUACCGCCAUAGACAUUGAAGAAAACAACUUGAUAGGGAGUAUUCCUUCUGAUGUUGGUAAGCUUAAACAACUCCAAGGGCUCUAUCUAUUGAACAAUAAAUUGCAAGGACAUAUUCCUGAGGCGAAUGUUUAG
Molecule: messenger RNA, 1743 nt
Organism: Solanum stenotomum
Lineage: Eukaryota; Viridiplantae; Streptophyta; Magnoliopsida; Solanales; Solanaceae
Product: LRR receptor-like serine/threonine-protein kinase FLS2
Exons: 2
Coding region: 1-1743 (580 amino acids)
Molecular function (GO): protein binding
Source: RefSeq, a predicted model, not a curated record